This is a messenger RNA of Neoarthrinium moseri, 954 nucleotides long. RefSeq lists its product as uncharacterized. Gene Ontology annotation, biological process: Golgi organization; endoplasmic reticulum to Golgi vesicle-mediated transport; endoplasmic reticulum organization. The record is from RefSeq and is a predicted model, not a curated record. The coding region runs from base 1 to 954 and encodes 317 amino acids. Gene Ontology annotation, cellular component: endoplasmic reticulum membrane; endoplasmic reticulum-Golgi intermediate compartment; Golgi membrane. The transcript has 3 exons. Gene Ontology annotation, molecular function: D-mannose binding. Lineage: Eukaryota; Fungi; Ascomycota; Sordariomycetes; Amphisphaeriales; Apiosporaceae.
AUGAGGUGGCUGUCGUCCCUGUCGGCCCUCUGGCUGGCCGCGAGCGUCAGAGGCGCCGUAAGCCACGACGACGAUGGCAAUGUGCGAAGCAUUGCUCUGCGAACGCACACCCUUCAACAGCCAUACCUGGACUCGGAUAUGGCCAGUCGGUGGUAUGACUUUGGAGGCGACACCAUUGUCCGGACCGACUCAUACAUCCGCUUGACGUCAGACCGACCUUCGCAAAAUGGCUGGCUAUUCUCCCGCGUCCCGCUGACGGCGACCAACUGGGAAAUCGAGGUCGAGUUCAAGAUCCACGGCAAGAACCAGCUGUACGGCGACGGCUUCGCCAUGUGGCUUACGAAAGAGCGCGGGAAGCAAGGAAACGUCUUCGGGCACUCGGACAACUUUGAAGGCCUCGGCCUCUUUGUCGACACGUACAAGAACAACCGUCCCGGCGUCGUCUUCCCUUACGUCAUGGCCAUGUACGGCGACGGCAAGACGUCCUACAACAAGAACACGGACGGGAAGGACACCGAGUUCGCCGGCUGCUCCGCUCGUGGCAUCCGCCACGCCAGCGUGCCCACCAAGCUCCGGCUGACCUACUUCCAGGACAAGUCCCUGAAGCUGGAGCUCCAGUACAAGUCCGAGGACGAGUGGGCCCUCUGCUUCGAGACGAGCGAGCCCCCGCAGAUCCCCUCUGUGACCUACCUCGGCUUCAGCGCCGAGACGGGCGAGCUGAGCGACAACCACGACAUCAUCUCGGUCAAGGCAAAGAACCUCUACACCUCGGGCGGCCAAGCCGGCAAGUCCUCGCCAGGUGGCGGUCGCAAGAACAGGAACCAGCCACCCAACAAGAGCGGCGGCUGGGGAUGGUUCCUGAUCAAGUUCCUCCUGUUCGGUAUGGUCGUUGGCGGUGGCUACGUUGGCUACACGGCUUACAGGUCCAGCAAGAGGAGAACACACCGUUUCUAA